AUGGAUUCCAUGGAUACUCGUACCUACCAAUUGCAAUUAAUCAAGCAAUUGAAAAAUGCUUUACAAGCCUUGUCAGUUGAAAAUCAAGAAUUUAAAAACGGCUUGAUUGGUGACAAUAUUAGUGGUGAAAAUAUUAAUAUAGACAUAUAUAACGAUGAUGAGUUAGUGAAAUUUUCUCAAAAAUUUAUUGAUUUUACAUAUAACAAUCCAACAACAUAUCAUGUUAUUGAUUAUGCUUCGCAGGUUUUGAAAGAAAAUGGGUUUAUUUAUUUAUCAGAAAAGGAAAAUUGGAAUGAUAAGAUUAAUGUUGGUAAAUAUUUUACAAUAAGAAACGGUACAAGUUUAGUGGCAUUUAUUAUUGGUAAAGACUGGGAAGAAACUAGAGGUGUCGGUGCUAUCGGAUGUCAUGUAGAUGCUUUAGCUGCCAAAUUGAAACCAGCUUCUAUUAAGGAAAGUGUGGAAGGCUAUGAAUUAUUAGGAGUAGCACCUUAUGGUGGUACAUUGAAUCAUUUAUGGUUUGAUAGAGAUCUUGGUGUUGGGGGGUGUGUUUUAUUCAAAAAUGAAAAGGAUAAUAAGAUCAAAAGUAUUCUUAUAAAUUCAACGCCAUCUCCUAUUGCCAAAAUUCCUUCUUUAGCACCCCAUUUUGGCAAAUCUGCAGAAGGUCCAUUUGAUAAAGAAGAUCAAGCAGUUCCUGUUAUUGGAUUCCACUAUUUGGAAAAGGAAGACGAUAUCCAAAUAUCAGAAGAGGAAUCUAAAUGUCCUUUAAUUGGCAAGCAUUCGAUUCAUCUAUUAAGAUAUAUUGCAAAGAUCGCUGGCAUUAAGGUUUCUCAAAUUGUUCAAUUGGAUUUAGACUUAUUUGAUGUUCAAAAAGGUAGUUUAGGAGGAUUAAACAAUGAGUUCCUAUUUGCACCAAGACUUGAUGACAGACUAUGUAGUUUUGCAGCCUUGUGGGCAUUAGUUUUGCUUUCAAAAACGGUUACUAUAGAUAGUUCAGACAAUUUCACUCUCCUUGGAUUAUUUGAUAAUGAAGAAGUUGGAUCAUUAACCCGUCAGGGUGCAAAGGGGUGGUUAAUGGAAUCUGCAAUUGAAAAGGUUGCUUCAGCAAGAUUUGGAACCAAAUUCAACAACCUUCGUACUGUUUUUGCUAAUUCUAUUAUUUUGUCAGCGGAUGUUAAUCAUCUAUUCAAUCCUAAUUUUAAGGAAGUUUAUAUGAAAAACCAUUCACCUAAACCUAAUGUUGGUGUGGCUAUUUCAUUAGACCCAAAUGCUCAUAUGGCCACUGAUGUAGUUGGGCUUGCAUUCGUUGAAGAAUUAGCAAGAAAGAAUGGAGAUAAAAUGCAGUAUUUUCAAAUCAAGAAUAAUUCCAGAUCUGGUGGUACUAUUGGGCCUUCCAUUGCAUCACAAACAGGUGCUCGUACAAUUGAUUUGGGUAUUCCUCAAUUAGCGAUGCACAGUAUUCGUGCCACUACUGGUUCUAAGGAUGUCGGUUUGGGUAUAAGGUUUUUUAAAGGUUUCUAUAAUAAUUGGAGAGAUGUAUAUGAUAAUUAUGGAGACUUAUAA
Messenger RNA from Arxiozyma heterogenica, 1560 nucleotides. RefSeq names its product metalloaminopeptidase APE1 (gene APE1). Gene Ontology annotation, molecular function: metalloaminopeptidase activity; zinc ion binding. The record is from RefSeq and is a predicted model, not a curated record. NCBI's taxonomy places the organism in Eukaryota, Fungi, Ascomycota, Saccharomycetes, Saccharomycetales, Saccharomycetaceae. Gene Ontology annotation, cellular component: fungal-type vacuole. Gene Ontology annotation, biological process: proteolysis. The transcript has a single exon. Bases 1 to 1560 code for a protein of 519 amino acids.